Molecule: messenger RNA, 3688 nt
Organism: Bactrocera dorsalis (oriental fruit fly)
Lineage: Eukaryota; Metazoa; Arthropoda; Insecta; Diptera; Tephritidae
Gene: Lgr4
Product: relaxin receptor 2
Exons: 18
Coding region: 483-2894 (803 amino acids)
Biological process (GO): G protein-coupled receptor signaling pathway
Cellular component (GO): membrane
Molecular function (GO): G protein-coupled receptor activity; protein binding
Source: RefSeq, a predicted model, not a curated record
AGUUCUUCAGUUGAUAGCGGCAAGCGGACGCGUUUAGAAGUGCCGCGAAGACAGACAAUUCGAAAACUUGCGGAUGAAAUUUAAAAAUUUAAAUUCAAAAGAAGCGCCGAGAAUAAGAACGAUUUUAAGUUUGUGUGGUGAAUAAAAAAAUAUUUAAAGGAAAAAAUUGAAAAAAAGGUUCUAAAAAGCGAAAUAAAAAUUUUUAAAUGCUGAAAGAUAAUACAAUAUAAAUAAGAGUGUAAAAAAAAUUUCGAAUUCAAUCCAAGUUUGUGCAAUUUAUUGGAAAGAGUCCAAAUUACCAAUAAGCCUAGGCAGCUGGCGGAAUUGUGUUUAAUUGACCUCAAAAGUGAAUUGUCUCACCGACGUUACUGUGACUUAAAGUGUUACAGUGAAAAAAAAAAUCCUCCGCAAAAUGUGUUGCGUUGCCUGAGCUUGGAUUUCGCACAUUCGCCUCUCUGAGCAAACACAUCUGAAACGUUUUAAUGAUGUCCCUUGCAAUUAUUUCUGUGAUUAAACAUAGCACUCGCUUCGUUUAUGUGGCACUGGCAAUUGUUUGCUUGCUGCCCACACCCGCCACAACAUUCCUACCACUUACGCUGCCCACCAGCACAACAACAACAGCAGCAGUGACAGUGAGCACUGGCUUGGCGGCGGCGGCGGUCAAUGAGUUAGCCGACGCAAUUAUAGCGCCCGAUGUAAUGGACCAAUGUCCAAUGGGUUACUUCCAUUGCAAUAUUUCGGAGCAAUGCGUGCCGCAGCGGCUGAACUGUGACGACAAGGCGGACUGUGAUGAUGCCUCGGAUGAGUGGAACUGCGUCAAUGAUGUGGACGCGAAAUUUUGGGAUCAUUUCUUUCGUAAGCAGCCAUAUGGGCGGCACGACGACGUGCCGGUGGAGACGUGCUAUUGGCUCAACAGCACCAAUUUCAGCUGCCUUUGUCGCGGUGAUGAAAUUUUAUGUCGCUUCCAGCAGCUAACGGCAAUGCCCGCCAAUCUGCCCGCCACGGAGCUGGCAAUGCUUGAUUUAACCGGAAAUAAUUUCCCAAACAUUGACGAACACUUUUUUGCACAGCUGCCAGUGGUUGAGAGCCUUGUUCUAAAAUUUUGUUCAAUCGAGCAGCUCGCGCCAUACGCAUUCCGAAGACUCUCUGAGAUACCAUUGAAAACGCUCUAUUUGGAUGAGAAUAAAAUCACCAGCCUAACGGAAAAUUUAUUUUCGGCGGAAAAUUCCCUAAAAACGCUCAUCCUUUCGGGAAACCGCAUAAAAGAACUACAUAACUACGAUUUUCAACAUUUGGAGUGUUUGACUGAAUUAGACCUGCGCGGCAAUCGUAUUGAAACCUUUGAAGCGGAUGUAUUUGGCAUGCUGCAGAGUCUGGAAGUGCUUUACCUCAAUGAGAAUCACAUCCAUCAGAUCCGUCCGGGCAUGUUCCCUGUGCUCACAAAGCUGCACACUUUAUCGCUGGCGCACAAUCGCAUCGCCGACAUCGAACGGAACUCGUUUACAUUCCCGCGGUUAUUGCAUUUAUUUUUAGCCGGUAAUCGACUGUCAGUGCUGCGAGCACGCACAUUUUGCCCACUUCGGCUGCUGCAAGGACUGCACCUGAACGACAACCGCUUGGCGCAGUUUGAGUUGCACGCCUUCGAUUGUAUGCAGAAUCUCACAUCGCUGCUACUGACGGGCAAUGAAUUCAAGACAUUGGAUCCGCGUGUCUUGCAGAAUCUAACCAAUUUGAAUUAUAUCUACUUCUCGUGGUUCCAUUUGUGUCGUGCCGCGAUGCAUGUGCGCGUCUGCGAGCCGCGUGGCGACGGCAUUAGCAGCACUUAUCACUUGUUGGAUAAUCAAAUAUUGCGCGGCAGUGUGUGGGUAAUGGCCUUUGUCGCCACCGUCGGCAAUCUGCUCGUGCUGCUCGGCCGCUACUUUUACAAAUCGCGCAGCAAUGUGGAGCAUUCAUUGUAUCUGCGUCACUUGGCCGCCAGCGACUUCCUCAUGGGCAUCUACUUAACGAUAAUUGCUUGUGCGGAUAUUAAAUUUCGCGGCAAAUACAUUUACUACGAUGAGUUAUGGCGACAAAGUGUUUGGUGUGAUUUCUCGGGCUUCCUCAGCACAUUCAGCUGUCAAUCAUCGACUUUGCUGCUAACAUUGGUUACAUGGGAUCGCCUGAUGUCCGUGACACGUCCUCUAAAGCCGCGCGAUAGCGGUAAAACGCGUAUCGUUUUUCGCCUUGGUCUACUGUGGGGUAUGUCCUUCGUGCUUGCCGCUUUGCCUUUUCUGCCGCUAAAAUAUUUCGGUGGUCAUUUCUAUGGCACUAACGGUGUUUGUCUAUCACUGCACAUACACGAUCCAUUUGCAAAGGGCUGGGAGUACUCCGCGCUGCUGUUCAUACUCAUCAACACCGUCUCGCUGAUUUUCAUAUCGAACUCGUACAUUCGCAUGCUGCAGGCGAUACGCGACUCGGGCGGCGGCAUGCGGAGCACGCUGAGUGGACGUGAGAAUGUCGUGGCUACGCGUUUUGCGAUAAUCGUUACAACUGACUGCGCCUGCUGGCUGCCGAUAAUUGUCGUCAAGGUGGCAGCGCUCUCGGGCUGCGCCAUCUCACCCUCGCUCUACGCCUGGCUCGCCGUGCUCGUGCUGCCGGUGAACUCCGCCUUGAAUCCGGUGCUCUACACGCUCACCACCGCGGCGUUCAAGCAGCAGCUGCUGCGCUAUUGCCAAGCGGUGCCCACCUCCUGCUCACUGAUGACCGAUCCGCGCUCACAGACGCAAACCGCCUUCGACUCGAACCUCAGCAUGAGUUUGGGCCACUUCAGCAGCAUACGCACGAAUCACAGCCACAAUUACAGCCGCUCUUCGAGCAAAAAGCGCUCACAGAAUAGACGCCUCAGCUAUGUGUGAUGCCAGCGCUGCAGCGAGCCGGGUGACAAGCUGGAUGCAGAGCGUUGGAGGCAGAACCACACGCAUGCAACGAACUGUUGAGCCGAUAGAGACUCUGGAAUGAGACUGUCUUUUUAGUUUUAUUUUAGUUUUAGUAGCGAGAUUCCUUCAUUUCUAUGUUUACAAAAAAAUAUUAACGAGUUAGUUUUUAAGGCGCAAGUUGGCAAUAAGCCUCAAGUUCGAAAGAAGUAUAAUUUUAUACAAAAUAGAAAAGAUAUUAAUUUAAAAUUUUUGUGAAGCCAAAAUUGGUGUUUAGUAAUGUAAAAAAUUGCAUUAAAAUUAAACUUUAGAGUUUCCGAAUUUUGUAUUUAGAUAUUUACAUUUUAAAUUGCGAAAAGAGAGCGGCAAGCAGGACCUCUCCACAUUUUUAUUAAAAAAUUAAAAACUUUUAUAGUAACUUGUUGCGCUAAGCCAACGUAUGUUGUGAUUUUUCAAGUAUUAUCCAUACAUAUAACAAAAAAUAAUAAUAAAAAAAAAAUAGAAAAAAAAUAAAAAUUAUGUAAAUAUGUACUUUUAUAGACAUAAGAUAUUAUUGAGAAAUACUUUUAACUUUUACUGUAUGAACAAUAAUUUAUGUGUCAAAAAACUGCUUGAAACUGUUUGUAUAUUUGGCAACUUUAUGGAAAAAACAAAUUUAAAUUUAUAUAAGCAGCGUGUUAUAAGCGAUUUUUAAUAUAAACGCCUAGCGAAAUUUGUUAGUUUUAAGUGAAAAUUGUUGUAAAAUGCUUUUAAAUAAAUAAAUAUUGUUUUAAAAU